Molecule: messenger RNA, 612 nt
Organism: Gloeophyllum trabeum ATCC 11539
Lineage: Eukaryota; Fungi; Basidiomycota; Agaricomycetes; Gloeophyllales; Gloeophyllaceae
Exons: 1
Source: RefSeq, a predicted model, not a curated record
CUCCUACGCGACUCAGAUAAACUCUCUGGCUUCUCAAUCCCGGGUAUCAAGGAUAAAGUCCUAGUAACGCUAUUCUCUGAUGACACCACCAUCUACUUACGUGAAUCGGACCGCCUCGCUGACCUGAAUGACAUCCUGAACCUGUGGUGCAAAGCCUCCGGUGCGACAUUCAAUACGGAGAAAACUGAAAUAAUACCAAUUGGCAGACUGGCGCACCGCCAACAUGUCCUAUCCUCCCGACGCCUCCAUGUUGAUGACCCCCCACUACCACUCUCAAUUCACAUCGCCAAGGACGGCGAAGCCAUCCGCUCACUCGGUGCCUGGAUUGGCAACCUCAUCAGCAAUGCCACACCUUGGGAACCAAUAAUCGACAAAAUACAACUUACCCUAAAUCGCUUCCAACAAUCCCACCCCACGCUGUUCGCAAAAUGCCACAUGAUCCAGUGGACGGUUGGAGGUAUGUCCCAAUACCUAACCAAAGUCCAAGGCAUGCCUAAGCACAUCGCCCAGGCCCUUGAAAAGCUGACCCGAGGCUUCAUCUGGGAAGAUGCAGCCCACCCUCCCAUUGCCCUGGCCCAUCUCUACAAACCCCGACGCCAGGGCGGUAUCGAC